This is a messenger RNA of Peromyscus maniculatus bairdii (prairie deer mouse), 1269 nucleotides long. The record is from RefSeq and is a predicted model, not a curated record. NCBI's taxonomy places the organism in Eukaryota, Metazoa, Chordata, Mammalia, Rodentia, Cricetidae.
UCAUGUCCCGAACUGCCAUCGCCACAGACACGGUGCCAUCUCUGUUCCCUCUCAUUCUCCCUGCGGGACACACAGACGUGACUUCACGUGUCAGAGACGAAUCAUACUGCAGCUAGCUGGAUGUCUACUGCCACGUCAAGUAGUGAAAGGAAUACAGGGACGACUAUAAGCUUUGCUGCAGAACUGCAGAGCAUGGUGCUUUCUUCAGGUGAUGCUAGGAGGCCUCUCCAUGAAACAGCAGUUUUAGUCGAAGAAGUGGUUCACACACAACUAAUUAACCUGUUACGGCACGUCUCUCAGCUGUGGGGAGCAAGGGUGAUCUCUGCUGAAGAUCUUCUGUUCUUGAUGAGAAAAGGUAAGAAGAAACUGAGAAGACUUCUAAAAUACAUGGUUAUCUGUGACUGCAAAUCAAAGACCAUCCAAGGCCUUGACGAGGAUGACCUCCUGGAAGAAAAACUGAGUGGCGGCAGCAUCAGUACAAACAAGAGACAGAAGAUCACUCAGGAUUCAAUCGACUCUAUUGACCAGAUAGGAGAGCUUCUGGCAACGUUUGAAGACAAUGAACUUGGUGAUGUUAAACAGGAAAGAAUGGAGAGAGCAGAAAGGCAGACUCGAACUAUGGAUUCAGCUCAAUAUGCAGAAGUCUGUAAAAGCCGACAGCUAAGUUUCUCCAAAAAUGCUUCCAAAUUUCAAGACUGGCUGGACCGCGGCAGCAUGGCGAUGAAGCCGGAUGUUACGGCGAUGGAAAUUCUGGCAUAUGUAGCACAUGAAACAGUAGCACAGUGAGUGGAUCUGGCUCUUCUCGAGAGGCAGGAUAUGGUAUCCAAGGCAGGGGACCCCUUGAGCCGUGCCAUUUCGGCAACCUCCAUUCAGUAUCACAGCUCUGCUGAGGGGCCCUGCUUGAAGUCCCGCCCACACGCUCCUGAGAACACACCGCCUCCUACACCAACAGCGCCCUCUUCUGGAUCACAGCAUCCCGGAAGAGCCACAUCCGGACCCCUGGGGAAUGGGGGUGCAGGACAAGACUCGACUAAAAGCAGAGAAAGAGGAAAAAGAGCACCCGCGGCCUGUGGUGUUGAGGCUCACGGGGAUGCCGUCCAGCCCUGGCACAUCAGAGAAGCCAUUCGGCGCUAGCCACAAGACUGGCCCUCUUUCCCCAUUCACAAGUGCCUAACGAAGGAUUGGGAUGGCUUCCUGGCCUGCUGAGGGGACCGUGGCUGUGCCUGCUGCAACAAGAGAGGGACCGGUACACCGAGGCCAUUCUUCCCU